Messenger RNA from Pectinophora gossypiella (pink bollworm), 1269 nucleotides. RefSeq lists its product as uncharacterized. Lineage: Eukaryota; Metazoa; Arthropoda; Insecta; Lepidoptera; Gelechiidae. The record is from RefSeq and is a predicted model, not a curated record. The transcript has 7 exons. Bases 239 to 844 code for a protein of 201 amino acids.
UAUGUCUGGAACGAAUGUUUCGCGAAUUUCGUCUUAUUUAAAUUGCUGUUUUAUUAAAGAUACCUGCUAAGUGCCUAGAACUAUCAGAAAAAAAUCAAACUACCUCCAAAUUAAAAUUUAAAAAUAUUGAAAUAAAGAACCUGAAACAACCUUCCCCCCAGACGAACCGGUCCCCCACCUGGAGAUAAUCCCACCCCCGCUCCCGGUGCGCCCCCGCAAGGACCGCCCCCUGAUCCCAAUGCAGCCAGACCGCCCCAGCAAGGCGCCAAUACCUGAUCCUUCUGGGUUAUAUGAACCGAUACCAGAUAUGGAGAUAAUCCCACCACCGUAUCCAGCACAUCCAAUCAAAGCGGACACCUCAGGCCGUGUAGACCAAGACCGUAAAGACCACCCAAUUCAGAGAGACAGCCCAGACCAUAAUAACCGCCCAGUCCGUCGUGACAGUCCAACAAACAAAGAUAGUCUGAACCAAGCACACAGUCUAGACCAAAAGGACCAGCGCACGAUCAAAACGCAGCGAUAUCAAUACCAAAAGGAGCUAAAAAUAUAUGAGCCUUCUAAUUUAUACGAACCGGUACCAAACAUGGAGAUACUCCCGCCGCCACUGCCCGCCCAGGCACCAGUGCGCCCAACUUAUAAGGACUCCCAGAUCCAAACGCAGCUAAACAGAAACCAGAAGCCAUCUCGUAACCAGGAAACAAUCAUGGAGCCUUCAAAUUUAUACGAUCCAAUACCGCAUUUGGAGCUCAUACCGCCUCCACUUCCUCCAGUUGUGCCUAAAGAACCAAAGUGGCGGUCAAAUGUGCAAACACAAACGCUGGACUUUUUUCCGCCAUUAAGCUAAAAAAUGAGCAGAUUUGUGCCAUGGAUAAUAUGGGGAACAGACUAUACUGCUGUAUAAAAUAUCAACAUAAUACCAGCAGUAUCAAUUUUUUCUACCAAGGAUAACUUCCCCUAAUGGCCUCUUCUAAAAGUAUACAACAACUGUACGGGAAUCUGUCUGACAUGGCUUGUAUGAGAACUAUUACGGGUCAUGCGCAUACAGAGUCGGACAAUUGUCAACGAAACAUUACAGAAGAGGUAUUACCAUAUUUUGGAUAUUGAAUCAUUAAUAAAAUCUUACAGACAUGGAAUUAGCCUAAGCACACAUAUCCUAUGGUUCAAUAUCGUCGUCUUGUGAAAUAUAUUUGCGAUGGAAUUGAUAUCACGACACUGAGUACACAGAUUUAAGAGUAAGGAUACCAUUAAUAAAAACUCGUGUAAGCUUGA